Molecule: messenger RNA, 866 nt
Organism: Phlebotomus argentipes
Lineage: Eukaryota; Metazoa; Arthropoda; Insecta; Diptera; Psychodidae
Product: m-AAA protease-interacting protein 1, mitochondrial
Exons: 2
Coding region: 102-821 (239 amino acids)
Biological process (GO): inner mitochondrial membrane organization; protein insertion into mitochondrial inner membrane from matrix
Cellular component (GO): mitochondrial inner membrane
Molecular function (GO): ribosome binding
Source: RefSeq, a predicted model, not a curated record
UUACUCACUCCGCGCCAUGGUGCUGUCAUCAUCAUUAAAUUCAAACGGUGCGCUCAGUUGUGCUCAGUGCUCGUCUGGAUGUCAGAUGCAUUGUUUUGAAAAUGUUGAGGUUUCUGUGGACUCUGCGGCGAGAUCUGCGUCCGUCAGUGCACAGGCUGCGAACCUGUAAUCGCUCGCUUUCCAGUGAUGACUCGUCCCAGCCGUCGCCGUCGCCGUCGCCACCAAAGAAGCGCUCCUUGCCACCACUUAUGGACUUCCCGGAGUUGGUAUGGCCGACAGUGUUCAAGUCCAUGAAGAACUGGAUCAUGGUGAACUUCAUCAUCCGGCCGUACUUCGAUCGUGACUUCAGCAUGCCAGACUUCGUGCAGGGCGCCAAGCACGCCCUCCACGUCGUGUCCGGCAAACUGUCUGAGGGUGACACGGUCGGACUGUCCGACUGGGUGGCUCAAGAGUGUGUGGGUGAGCUGAACAACUCCCUCCGCGGCAUGUCAGUGGCGCAGAGGCACGAGAUUCGUGUGAUCAAGGAGGACGUGUACUUCUCCUUUCCCUACCAAGUCGGCGUGAUCUUCGACGAGGGCAGCAGCGAUGCUCAGAAGCGCUGGGUGGAGAUCACGAUGAUCUUUCAUGCCCUGCGCGGUCUGCGUGAUAUGCAGGAACGCGGAGAGUCACCACCGAUCAACUUAGGAGUAAUGCCAGAGUACAGAGGAAGGAUCUCCAUUUGCAACUAUAGAUUCAUCAAGGAAUUCACCAAGGGCAGCGAAUCCGACUGGACAGUAAACAUUGUAAACCACUUCAAGCCCAGCGACAUGCUGGAAGAGUAAAAGACGGGCUGUAAAUAAAGCGUAGACUGUUUAUAUAUAAUUAUG